Molecule: messenger RNA, 4355 nt
Organism: Trichoplusia ni (cabbage looper)
Lineage: Eukaryota; Metazoa; Arthropoda; Insecta; Lepidoptera; Noctuidae
Product: solute carrier family 15 member 1-like
Exons: 15
Coding region: 161-2425 (754 amino acids)
Biological process (GO): transmembrane transport; oligopeptide transport
Cellular component (GO): membrane
Molecular function (GO): dipeptide transmembrane transporter activity
Source: RefSeq, a predicted model, not a curated record
ACCUAUUUUCAUAUAUGGCCGAAACGAAAAAGGUUGUCUAUUCUAAAGAGGACAACGGAAAAAAGUAAAAGUUCUGUCACGACUAGUGUCACGGGUUGAUAUUAAUACCCAAUAAUACUUGCCAAGUUUUUUAGGAUUAUAUUGUUACGAUUGAUAAAUAAUGAUUCAUAGCCACCCGACCUCGAUAUUUUGUAUCAUAGCUACAGAGUUUUGUGAAAGAUUUUCAUUUUGUGGAUUGAGAACUAUAUUGUCUUUGUACCUGCGAAACGUGUUAUGCCUUCACGAGAACGCGGCCACCGUAGUCUAUCACAUAUUUAUAAUGAUGUGCUACACUAUGCCGCUUAUGGGAGCCAUCUUGGCCGAUAAUUUUAUUGGAAGAUACAGAGUGAUAUUAUACUUUUCUAUAAUAUACCUCCUUGGAACCGUGUUGACUUGUUGUUCUGCGAUACCGCCGCUGAUGCUGCCGCCAACGACUACGUCCAUGAUCGGGCUGUUGUUGAUAGCGACCGGUACCGGUGGUAUAAAGCCUUGUGUUGCUGCAUUUGGAGGAGACCAGUUUCGUCUCCCCGAAGAGAACCAGCUCCUUCAAAAGUUUUUCUCCACGUUCUACUGCACGGUGAAUCUGGGCGGGUUCAUGGGCAUGGUAGUGACGCCAGCCCUGCGCAGGAGUGUCAUGUGUUUCGGUGAUGACGCCUGCUACGCGCUUGGAUUUGGAUUCCCGGCUUUAUUGGUGCUUAUUUCUAUUAUAAUAUUCGUGGCUGGCAAACCGUCGUAUAGAAUAAAACAGCCCCGUGAUAACGUUACAUUGAAGUUUAUAUCUUGUGCUUGGUACGCGAUCACCAAACGCCUGAAAUAUAAUCCGGAGUCAGAUGGCAUGCCGCGAGACCAUUGGCUGGACUACGCCGUCGAGAAGUAUGGAGAGAAACUGGUCGCGGAUAUGAAAGUCGUUUUCUCCAUCCUCUACCUCUAUCUACCAGUGCCUAUAUUCUGGUCAUUGUUUGAUCAACAGGGAUCCCGAUGGACGUUCCAAGCGUCAAGACUUCGUAGCGAAGUGUUCGGUGUGACGCUGAUGCCUGACCAGCUGCAAGUGAUGAACCCUGCAAUGGUGCUGCUGAUGAUCCCGGUCUGCCCUGGAGGAGCCUGGCCUCUCUUACCAGAUAUGCCUCCACUACAGAAGAUGUUCAUCGGCGGGAUGUUGGCUGCGUUGGCAUUUGUUUCCGCUGGCAUCUUGCAAAUUGGGAUUGAGAGAUCUACUCUGCAAGUUCCUGGUAAUCGUCAAACGGGACUGGUUAUUAUGAAUACCCUUGGUUGUCAAGUGGACGUGGCGAUUCGUGGCGAAGGCAUAGCAUCGGUCGACCAGCACGGCACAGCUCUCAUGACGCCGUUACCGCACCGCAUGCUCAUUGUGACUGCCACUAGCCCAGUCAACUGCGCAGGAAGGGUUAUGAAGAAACACGUCGCUAAGAAAGAAUUGAUAUCUGUGGCUGGAAUGUUUAUGCCCGUCGUUAUUGGCCAGAACUCCGACGAUCAAAUAGGGUUGUAUUUUAUGGACCCUAAUCCGUUCGUGAAGUCUUUGACUGGGAAACCGAAGCUGAAGGUGGUAUAUGUUGGAGAAACAGGGCCAAACAAAAACGUUUCGAUUGCUGUUGAAACUGAGAAAAGACUGAGUGAUAUUUAUUAUGUGUCGGAUGCUCCGGUCGAUCAUAUCGGGGAGUCUGCUUACAUGUGCCUACAGCCUGGCAAGUUCAGAUGGCGAGCAUUAAGCGCGGAUGCAGAAAUGUCGGGCUCUGGUGAGGGCUACCUGCGCGCUGGUGGCGUGUAUGUGCUAUGUCUACGGGAACGCCUCGGGAGGCUCGAUGCCGCGGUACUCCACGCGCCGAACCCGCCGAACGAGCUCCAUCUUGCCUGGAUAGUACCGCAGUACCUUCUCGUCUCGGUCGCCGAAAUCAUGUUUGCUGUUUCUGGACUCGAGUUUUCAUUUACCCAGGCACCGAAAAGUAUGAAAACUAUUACGAUCGCUGCUUGGUACGUUUCUGUGGCAUUUGGAAAUUUGAUUGUCAUCCUAGUGGCACAGACGAAGAUAUUUCAAUCGAGGGCGACGGAAUUUUUCGUUUACGCGGCCAUGCUGGGGAUAGCCAUGUUGAUCUUCCUGAGGAUGGCUCAAGACUUCCAUUCAAGGAACAUCGACGCGGACGGGUCUUCGUCCGAAAGCCGGCCAUUGUUGCACCACCGAUCUAAAGUAAUAUCGGUGCAUUCAUUGUCGACUUCGAGCACCCGUGCUUUUGGAGGUACCGGCAGCAGUGCGGCCUCGUGUCUUGGGGUCAUGGAGCGCGCUAGGCCCGCGGCCUGGCCCGCGCGGGCCUACGUGCAUCUCGCCACGCCCAGCACCGGCGAACCAAAGGCCACUACUCUAGCACAGGAAUAAUAGAAUCAUCAUCACCAUCAUUAUAGACAUAGACUCCCCAAUAGGACGCCAUCAAGAUCUUUCUUCGGCUUCUCGCAUCCAGCUCCUGUCAGCCAUCUUGCACAGAUCAUUACUCCAACGUGCCUGAAGACGUCCUACACUAUGUUAAAAGGGCUAUGCUCAGCGUUUGUGUACGGGUCAGAAUCAGAAAUCAGGUGAUCCGGUGAGCCCACUAGAUCAGCAAACUGAAGUGGCAGUAAUAUAAGAUUCAGUCAAAAUUAUUAUGUUUUAUUAGUGAGUUUUUGGAAUGAAGUGUGGUUCGUCGAAAUAAUUAUUCAUAAUGCCAGAAUUAUUUAGUAAUCUAUCCUCAGGCAAAAUAGGCAUAGGUUUAUCCGUGUUCCAGCAAAUAUUUGGCAUUACCUACUAGGUGCAUUGGAUUUGAUAGUAUAUAAAUACUAAUCAAAUUCAAAUUAUAUUUCGAUACCUAUUUUAUGCACUGACCUCAUGGCCUGUCGCAAAGUUUUCCAACGUUAAAUUGUCGAAUAGCUGCUAAUAGCCCAGAGAAGCUAGUGCUUGCAUUUAGUGGCCGUGUUUUAAUAAUACUUUCUACGCGGUUUUACGGUUAAACUUUUACCUUAAUUUUAUAUGUAUUCUUUUGGGAGAUAAAAUGUUCUAGAAAAUCUUUUCGUUACGUGCUCCAGCAAUUAUGUAGUGGCGUAAGAAUUUCUAGGGUUCCCUAUUAUGCAAGCACGAAUGGGGUCUUUACAAUGUAACUCGGAUUUCCUCUCGACACCGGCGGUGGUUGGCUUUACUGUAAUAAUAUGUGGGAUUUUGCAUAAUAGCUCCUUUUAAUACAAAUUUGAUACGAAAAUGUUCAGAAAUGAAUUUAUUAUUUCUUGGCUGUGAAUUAUUACGGCGUGAAUAACACCAAUGGAACAAGAAACACAUCGUUAUUAUACAAAGACUAUUCGCAAUAUACCUGUUGCUUUUUUGAUAUUAAAUCAUUCGAUAAAUGGAAUUAAAACUAACAGAAAACAUUCUCCAUAUUAAACCUUUAUUCUUUAAAGGUUACACAAACCGCAGCGGUCUACAUAAAUGUUUUACAUAUCACUUUUCUUUCUGCUACAUUCUUGCUUUUUGUACAUGCAAGCUCGCUAAUAUAAAGGUGGCCAUUUUAUUAUUUAAAUCCGCAGAAAUACGCUUACCGCGUCAGAUUGUCAAUUUAAUUUAAAGCCGCUUUUGUUUAGCAAUUUAGUUCAAGACUUACACAAACGAUUCGCAACUAAUGUAGAGGCAUACAGACUGCAGUAAUUCAUCAUUUUAUAACUAUUGAAUUAAAAAGUUAUGGUUAUGAAAAAAGUCGUACAUAAACUCCGUAAACGUUACCUUUUUUGUCAAUCAUUUUAAUAAUUAACGCAUGGUACCUAUUCCAUUAUAAAAUCGAAUUUGUACAUCACAUAUUUCCAAAACAAUAUGGUUUUUUACGCAUGAGCAGAAAACUGUCGAUGAUAACAAUUAGUUGUAAUCUCGUGACGUCACUUAACAGUAGACUAUUUACUGGCAAGUGACGUAACCUCCCCUUAAAACCUUUCCUUCGUUUUUUUUUCAAAAUGAAUUCAAAUGAGCGAUAUAUUUUUAAAAUCUCUCCAAAGGUCUACUUCUUUUUUCAAUACAGCACCCGCACUGCUGUGCCAUUGUGAACAUGAUUUUAAUUACUAUUGUCAUCAAAUUAUAUUAGGGGUUUAAGCCUUUGCCAUGUCUAUUUUGAAGUGUGUGUGGCAUUCAGUACAUAAUACGGAUUCACACAGAAAUAUUAAUUAGAAUAAUACUGGUAUUUUGAACAAUCAGUUAUUCAACAUAGAUUAUGAGAACUUUGGUAUUGUCAUGUAUUUUAGUAAAGAUUUUAUAUUUUGAAAUUCGAUUUCUAAUAUUGUUGGUUAGGUAUAUCUGA